This is a messenger RNA of Lutzomyia longipalpis, 1616 nucleotides long. RefSeq lists its product as uncharacterized. Gene Ontology annotation, molecular function: fatty acid 2-hydroxylase activity; iron ion binding. Gene Ontology annotation, cellular component: endoplasmic reticulum; membrane. Gene Ontology annotation, biological process: lipid biosynthetic process; fatty acid metabolic process. Bases 491 to 1567 code for a protein of 358 amino acids. NCBI's taxonomy places the organism in Eukaryota, Metazoa, Arthropoda, Insecta, Diptera, Psychodidae. The record is from RefSeq and is a predicted model, not a curated record. The transcript is spliced from 6 exons.
UCCACAUGUCUGUGUUUAUAUGGGAAAAAGGUUACCUAUAAAAAAGAGUCCCCCUUGGUCACAGUUAUCACUACACCUUGGCAGGCUAAACACACCGUGCUCCCCAUGUGUUCUCGCAGUCACUUUCAAUCCGUCGACCGGAGUACGAAUGAUAAUUUCGGCUUCUAAAAUCACACGAAAAGUUCUCCUUCUCGAGCAAACAUAAAUUGCAAAAGUCAUGAUAAAGUUGAAAGCCGAAAAUUGCAUAACUUGUACAAAAUUGCUUAGUUAGUGAACAUUUAGUGCUCAUAUCAAAUAAAAGUCUAAAUUAAAAAAUUCUAUAAAUAAAACACAAUUUGCAAUAAAAUACUUUCAUAACGACAUUUGUGAGAAAUUGUGUGAUCUUCUCGAUAAAACUCAUAAGUUUGCCAAAUUUAAUACGGUGGCGUACGUGCAGUGAUUUUAAUGAAUUAAACAAUUCUACAAAAUAAAUCUACAAAAAUUUAAUAAAAUGGAAAAAAGUGCGGCAAUGAAGUCAACAGAGAAGCCCCUACUUGUUAAGUAUCGCAAUAAAUUGUAUGAUAUCACGGAUUUUGCUCAUAAACAUCCCGGUGGAAUUGGUACAUUGGGAAAAUUGGACAAUAUGGACAUUACGCACCAUUUCUCCGCAAUGCCACCACAUUCACCGGCUGCCAAGUACCUCAUGAAGGAGUAUCGUGUAACAAAUGCACCAGAAACGGAACAAAAUGGCAAAGUGUCCAAUGGCAUUCACCUCAAUGGACACAACUAUCACCAUCGUGGCAAAGAGGCCAACAAUAAUGGUGAUCUUCAUACCGCAUUAGACGACAUCGACGACAGCAUGGAGUACCUAGUGGAUUGGUCUAGUGCGAUGAUUCCACAAAUAGCAAAUCUUGGAAGCAAUUAUGUGGAGUGGGUGAAUAAGCCGGUAGAUAGGCCGUUGCGCCUCUUCGGGCCGUGGUAUUUGGAAAUGUGUACAAAGACUCCGUGGUACAUUGUACCAUUAUUCUGGAUUCCCAUCAUAAUCUAUCUAGUCAUUAGAGGUAGUAAAGAUGUAGCAUUAAUGACGAAUGAGUCACAGCCUCUACAAAUUCUUUUAUCAUUCGGCACUGGAGUAAUUGUGUGGACCUUGCUGGAGUACUCAUUGCACAGAUGGGUCUUUCACAUGGAUACAAAGGAGAUGGGCAAGAUUUUUGCCACAUUUCACUUCCUUAUCCAUGGGCUUCAUCACAAAGUACCUUUUGAUCCAUAUCGCUUAGUCUUCCCGCCCGUCCCUGCCAUGAUAAUUGUAUCAUUUCUCUAUCCACCAAUUCGUCUUCUCUUCCAAACAUACUCUUUUGUGGUACUAGCAGGUGGAAUAUCAGGGUACGUGAUCUAUGACAUGAUUCACUUCUACCUCCACUACGGUAGCCCAUCGGGUGGGCAUUUGUAUUUCAUGAAGCGGUAUCAUUAUCAACAUCAUUUUGUCCAUCAUGAUAGAGGUUUUGGCAUUAGUUCAUCGGUUUGGGAUGAUAUUUUUGGGACAAAAAUUAUUCUGAGGCGUCUGAAGUACAUUCUCAAAUGGAAAUAGAAAAUAAAUAAACCUUUUAUACUUCUUAGAAUAAAACUUUAUUUCUACU